GGUUCUUCCCAAACUGCAACAUCACCUCCUCAACAAACGUAAGUACCACACGCUUUGUGCUCCAUUGAGGUAGGUGAAAAUGAAAAUGUCAUACGUGACACCUUUCUUUAUGCUUGUCCUGUUACUUGGGGAGACAGUUCAGGUAACUUCUGCUGUUACUUGUGACCCAGUUGAGUUAAGCGCAUGUGCAAAUGCGAUAACAUCUUCAAGCCCACCAUCAGCAAUCUGUUGCAGCAAGUUGAAGCAGCAGAGACCUUGCCUCUGUCAGUAUGUUAAGAAUCCAAACCUCCAGAAGCUUGUCAACUCUCCCAAUGCCAAGAAGGUGGCUACCAUUUGUGGCUCUCCGUUCCCCAACUGCUAGCUAGCUUCUCUAUGCUACACUGUAUUCACAGUGAUUGUUUAGCUAGUAACCUCUGCUCUAUGUCUAAUCGGUGUGUGCUAUAAAUGGUGUGCCCAAUUGUCCUUAGACAACGCUGGUCGUUGCCUACUGACAUGGCACAGCAGAUGGGUUAUAUAGUUUGAAUGGAUUACGCCUGAAGUUUUCUUCUUUUGUAUCUCUGCUUGUGGUAGAAUUCUUUCCAUGUAUUUACGUGUCUAUUUCUUGUUCAAAAUUAUAAAGAGGUUGCUUCUCAGCCA
Molecule: messenger RNA, 636 nt
Organism: Ricinus communis (castor bean)
Lineage: Eukaryota; Viridiplantae; Streptophyta; Magnoliopsida; Malpighiales; Euphorbiaceae
Product: non-specific lipid-transfer protein 2
Exons: 1
Coding region: 80-361 (93 amino acids)
Biological process (GO): lipid transport
Source: RefSeq, a predicted model, not a curated record